This is a messenger RNA of Westerdykella ornata, 1240 nucleotides long. RefSeq names its product ClpP/crotonase. Gene Ontology annotation, cellular component: mitochondrion. NCBI's taxonomy places the organism in Eukaryota, Fungi, Ascomycota, Dothideomycetes, Pleosporales, Sporormiaceae. Bases 225 to 1085 code for a protein of 286 amino acids. Gene Ontology annotation, molecular function: delta(3,5)-delta(2,4)-dienoyl-CoA isomerase activity. The record is from RefSeq and is a predicted model, not a curated record. The transcript is spliced from 3 exons.
AGCGCAGAAAGCAGUCAGAUGUCAGAAGUUCCCUUUCGUUGUAGAUAUUCCGUCCGGUAUUCUCUUCCCUUUGACAACAUACCAGUCUUCUUGGAUAUACAAGGAAAAGCCAGCUUUGCCGCCUCGAGCUACCUCCACUAUCACCCAUCACCUUGAGAAAGAGCUAUCAUUGAACCACCGUAACGAACCUCGAGAGAAAGGAGAGAAAAGGAAUAAAUAAAGUCAUGGCACACCACCCUUCGCCCCAGGAUUACAGGUUCGACUACUUCAACGUCACGUUUCCGGCCGAGUAUGUGGCGCAUGUGGAGAUUAAUCGGCCGGACAAGUUGAAUGCGUUUUUCGAGCAGAUGUGGCUCAACCUCUCCACCAUCUUCCGCAAACUCUCCUUCGACCCCCACGUCCGCGCCAUCCUCCUCACCGGCGCCGGCGACCGCGCCUUCACCGCAGGUCUAGACGUCAAGGCAGCAUCCCAAGGCACCCUCUCCCAACCCACCACCUCCUCCCCGGACCCCGCCCGCACCGCAACCACCCUCCGCCGGCACAUCCUCGACUUCCAAUCCUGCAUCACAUCCGUCGAAAAGUGCGAGAAACCCGUCAUCGCGAUCCUGCACGGCAUCUCGUACGGCCUGGCCAUCGACCUGUCCCUCGCGGCCGACAUCCGCCUCUCGACGACGACGACUCGCUUCUCGGUCAAGGAAGUCGACAUCGGCCUCGCGGCCGACAUCGGCACGUUAUCCCGCCUGCCGCACGCCGUCGGGAACGCAUCCUGGGUCAAAGACGUGUGUCUGACGGCGCGCGUCUUUGAUUCCGAGGAAGCGCUACGGGUGGGUUUCGUUAGCGAGGUGUUUAAUGAUAAGAAUGCUGCGGUGGCUGCGGGGUUAGAGAAGGCGAGGUUGAUUGCGAGUAAGAGUCCCGUGGCGAUCGUGGGGACCAAGGAGUUGUUGAAUUAUUCGCGCGAUAGACCCGUGCAGGAUGGGUUGAGUUAUACGGCUGUUUGGAAUGCGGCUAUGGUGCAGACGAAGGAUGUCAAGGAUGCUAUGUUGAGUGGAUUGCAGAGGAGGAAGCCGACGUUUGAGAAGUUGUAGGUUGGGGAGGUAUGUGCGGAAUCUAUCUUUCAGUGUCCCUAGAGCAGGCGCGUUAGCGCGUUAGUCUACCAUACCAAAAGGGGUUUCCAGGAGGGGUGGAGAUUCAAGAACUAAGAUGGCAGUUAGAGAGCGAAUGUACCAAUCUUGGAACCCCA